Molecule: messenger RNA, 13496 nt
Organism: Stegostoma tigrinum
Lineage: Eukaryota; Metazoa; Chordata; Chondrichthyes; Orectolobiformes; Stegostomatidae
Gene: col7a1
Product: collagen, type VII, alpha 1
Exons: 123
Coding region: 297-9533 (3078 amino acids)
Molecular function (GO): protein binding
Source: RefSeq, a predicted model, not a curated record
GAGCAAGUAGGACCUGAUCCAAUUUUUAACCCUCACCUCCUCAUUCCAAACAGAAAAGAUUAACUUCAGAGGCAGCUGAGAACUCCCACUACAGACACAUCAAGGGGUGUGCAGUGCAGGGACAGGAAGAAACGAGGACUUUUGUCUCUGGGAUUUUUGCGGACCGGGGGUGCACUUUCGUAUGCCCUGCAACGCUUUUGCAGAGCCCGGGAUUUGCAGGGACCGAUUCUGGGGGCUUCGGGGACGCGGGAUUCUGUGCAGCAAGCCUCGGGGGGCUAUGUCUUAAAUCGGAGCAGAUGAUGGCGAUGAGAAUGUGGCUCACGUUGGUAGCAGUGAUCGAGGCUGUUCUCACAUCUUCCUCGGAGGCUCAGACACAGAAAGUAACUUGCAAAAAUGUCUUUGCUGCUGAUAUUGUCUACCUCGUGGAUGGCUCCUCGAGCAUCGGAAGAGUGAACUUUGAAGAAGUCAAAGAUUUCAUUGAAGCAACCAUUCAACCAUUUGUAGAUGUAAUUAGUCAAAAUGCAGUUAGAGUUGGCCUGGUACAGUACAGUGAUGACCCAAGGGUUGAGUUCUCUUUUGAGGACCACAGCAAUGGAUCCCAAAUACUGACUGCCAUCCGCAAUUUGCGUUAUAAAGGUGGGAACACAAGAACAGGGGCAGGAUUGAAAUACAUAGCAGACAACUUCUUUGGAUCUGCCAAACUGAGGCGCAUUGUGCCGAAGAUUGCUAUCUUGAUAACAGAUGGAAAAUCACAGGAUAAUGUUGAACGACCAGCCUUGAAGCUACGGAGCCAAGAUGUUAAAUUGUUUGCAGUUGGGAUUAAGAAUGCAGAUAAGAAGGAACUUGAUGACAUUACUUCGACACCGGCCAAGGAAUAUUCCUUUUUUGUGAAUGACUUUAAGAUCCUCCGGACUCUCACACCACUCAUUUCGAGGAGGGUUUGCUCCAUCACUGGUGGAUCCCUGGAUGCACCAGAGGUUACUCAAGUGCCUAAUGGCCCCUCAAAUCUGAUCUUCAGCGAUGAGGGCUUUGAAUCAAUGCGAAUUCGAUGGACUGCAGCACAUGGGCCUGUGACGGGCUACAAAGUUCAGUACACUCCCCUCAGUGUUCUGGGCCUUCCAGUUUCUGCUGAGCUCCAAGAGAUUACUGUCCACGCAGGAGAAAACAUGGCUUUUUUACAAGGACUGAAGCCGGCAACUGAAUAUCUGGUCACAGUGAUAGCUCAGUAUGCAAACAGCAUCGGGGAAUCCACUGCGGGCAAGGGUAGGACAAAGACCCUCCCUGGAGUUUCGAAUUUCCGAGUGGCCAAAGCUGGACACUUCAGGCUGAAAUUGGCAUGGAAACCGCCCGCACUUCCUCUGCAGGGAUACCGGCUAACCUACAAGAUGAGAGGAGACACAGACACGCAGCUGCAGGAGAAGACCUUGAGAUUGAAUGCCAUCUCCUUCAUCCUCGAAGAGCUACUUCCAGACACAGAGUACGACAUUACCAUUCAUCCCAUCUACCCCAGGAAUACAGCAGAACCAACCUCAAUCUCUGGCAGGACUUUGCCUCUGGAAUUGGUGCAACAACUGACCGUUCAAAACGUGACUCCGCAGAGUGUGCAAGUGACAUGGAGAAGUGUGAGUGGAAUUUCAGGCUAUCGGCUGAAGUGGGGACCAUCAGCAGGAAGGGAUGUCCUGACAGUCAAUCUGGAACCAUCAACGAGAUUAUACCAUAUCCAAGGCCUUUUGCCAAACACCGAUUAUACAAUAACAAUAACUGCAUUGUAUGGAAGAAUGGAGGGGCCUCCUGCAAAUACCAGGGUGAAAACAGAUGUGGCAGGAGGGCUGCUUUUAAGGACAGCUGUGAUCAGUCCAACUGCUAUUCGUGUGACGUGGAACCUCCAACGCGAUGCCAGUAGCUACAGGAUAGAGUGGAGGAAGGCCACAGAGGAACAGACGCAAUCUCACAAAGCCGUGCUGGCUGCCACCACCAACAGCUAUGACAUUAUCAACCUCUCUCCUGGUACUGAAUAUGCCAUAACACUCUACACACUGUACAAUGGCAGGGAAGUAGCGACCCCAGCGACCAUGUCAAAGACAGUGGAAAAGGAAAUCCCACUGGGCACCAUCACAAGUCUGAGAGCAGUGGAUACAACUCGAGGCCGGAUUCGGAUCAGCUGGACUGCAGUACCAGGAGCAACAGCUUAUAAAAUUGUCUGGAGAGAUCAAACAGGAUAUGAGAUAACCAGAAUUGUGUCACAUGAUGUAACAACAUUUGACAUUGAUCGAAUACAACAAGGGGCAACAUAUUACAUCAAUGUGUCACCACUUUCUGGAGGCAGAGAAGGAAAUCCUGUCAGCGUUGUGGCUCAGGCAGAUACAGCCAUUGAGCGUGUGACGGAGCUCCGUUCCCUUGAGACUCGGAAUAAUCAGGUCCGAAUAGCGUGGCGAGGAGUGUCCCAGGCUACAGCGUACAAGGUCAUGUGGAAACGCGCUGACGGAACCGAGGAGAGCAGAGUGCUGAGUAGCUCCAUCAACACGUUUGAUGUGGAAGGUUUGCAGCCGAAUUCUGUGUACGUGAUUGGAGUUUCAGCAGUGGUGGGAAACAGAGAGGGGCCUCUCACCACUGUCACUGUGAGAACUGAACCGCUCGUGGGUGGUGUGACGAGUCUGCGAGUAGUUGAAACACAGAGCUCACGGAUUCGAAUCAGCUGGGUUGGCUUUGCCACGGCAACAGCGUACAGGGUCACAUGGCGCCGUGCUGAUGGUGUCAAGGACAGUCAGAUUCUGAGCAGAGAUACCAGCGCUUUCGAUAUUGAGGGGCUGCAGCCCAACACUGUGUAUGCAAUUGACGUCUCGGGACUGGUUGGAUCCAGAGAGGGAAACGUCAUGACAGUGACUACGAAGACCAAUCCCAUUGUUGGCGAUGUGACCAAUGUGCGAGUGGCUGAGACUCGACGUAACAUGCUGCGGAUCACGUGGACCGGAGUAGGCACGGCAACUGCGUAUAAAAUCACAUGGAAAAGCGCUGAUGGAGUUGAGGAGAGCAGCACGGUGAGUGGAGAUGUCAAAUCAUUUAACAUCCAGAAGUUAAAACCCAACACUGUGUAUGCAGUCAGAAUCACUCCAAUAGUUGGAAAUAGAGAAGGGAUUCCUGCCACAAUUAUGACAAAGACUGCCUCGAAAGAGGGCCAGGUAGCCGGCGUCAGUGAUGUUCGAGUGCUCGAAGCCCGUAGUGAUGUCCUGCGAGUGUCUUGGGUCGGGGUUCCCGAAGCCACGUCUUACCGCAUCAGUUGGAAGCGCAGUGAUGGAGGACCUGAGAUCACUAGAGUUGUACCCGGAGACGUAACGACAUUUGAUAUUGCGGAUUUGCAAGGCGGAGUUAACUACCUCGUGAAAGUUGUUGCGUUGAUCAGGAACCGAGAAGGACAGCCUGUCACAAUAACGGCAACCACCCCUGCUGUUGAACGUCCUCUGGGAGCAGUUCAGGGUCUCCGCAUCAUCGGUUCAACGACCAAACGGAUUCAGAUCACUUGGAGUAGUGUGCCAGGAAGCUCUGGAUACAGAAUCCAAUGGAGACUGGCAGAAGGUGGCCCGGAGACCACUCGGCUGGUUACGGCAAACACUGACACUUUUGACAUCUUGAACCUGCAGCCAGGGAUGAGCUACAUCAUUCAAAUCUCCUCACUUUUCGGGAACCGUGAAGGGACCCCUACAACAAUUACAGCUGCUACAGCUCAGGCUGAGAAGGUGCAGGGUUUCCGAGUGACCGAUGUCGACAUUGGCAAAAUGACGCUGGGCUGGUCCCGUGUCCCUGGAGCUACCAGCUACAUCCUAUCUUGGAGACUCACUACCUCACAAAAAGAACAGCAAUCUGUCACUGUACCAGAAACUAUCAGUACCUACCAGAUCACCGACUUGCAACCUGGGAGAGAGUAUGUUUUCACAAUCCGGCCAGUGUUCGGAACUGAAUUUGGACCUGAAACGUCCAUUACAGAGAAACCUGUGUGCAACAGAGCACGAGCUGACAUCGUGUUCCUGGUCGAUGGCUCCUGGAGUAUUCAAGAGAACAACUUUCAGAAAGUGAAACAGUUCCUGUACAACGUGGUCUCUCAUCUACCCCGCAUUGGAGCCGAUGCCACUCAGGUGUCAGUGGUUCAGUACAGCGAUGAUUCCAAAAUUGAAAUUCCACUUGGCCGAUUUGGUACCCAUCAGGAAUUGCUCCAGGCCAUAAGAGAACUCCCGUACCAAGGCGGUGGGACUCAAACAGGGAAGGCGAUCAAUUUUGUCCUGGAUUACGUAUUCCACCAGGCAGCUGGGAGACGCCCUGGUGUGCCAGCCCUACUGGUUCUGGUGACGGAUGGGCGCUCAGAUGACGGAAUUACAGAAGCUGUCAGGACGGCAGAGGCAGCAGGCAUCCAUCUGUUUGCUGUUGGUAUCGGCGAUGCGGACGUUAACGAACUGCAGAGAAUUGUUACUGGCAGAGACCCCAAAAACAUUGUCUAUGCAGAGAACUUCAACUCACUCACUCAGUUUGAAGGGGCUCUGGCCAACGUAAUCUGUGUGGCUGCUAGCAGACCAGUGAUGCCAGCACCAGGCCAUUGUGUUACCCAGUGCCCUCAGGGUGAGAAAGGGGAGCCAGGAAGAAACGGUUCCCCUGGACUGCCAGGCCCUCAAGGCCCAGUGGGUCCAAUCGGACCGCCAGGGAUCCCAGGAACCAUAGACGGAGGGCACCGAGGGGCAAAGGGCGAAAAAGGAGAUCCAGGAUACCCAGGAAGAGACGGCCAACCAGGAACGCCGGGCAGAACGGGUCAUCCAGGCUCAACGGGACUGCCAGGGAACCAAGGUACCCCAGGAUUGAGAGGAGAGAGGGGGGAGCCCGGGAUACCAGGACGAACUGGGCCUCCAGGUCCAAAGGGAGAAAAGGGUGAACCGGGCACGCACAUUACAACUGGCGGAGGCUAUCCUGGCAGGAAGGGCGAGCCGGGUAAUCCAGGCGCUCGUGGUCCACCUGGGUUUCCUGGACAAAGAGGUGACAAUGGUUCCCCUGGUCAAGUCGGGCCACAAGGUCCGAUUGGCCCACCAGGACCUCCUGGGAGGCCUGUCAAGGGGGAAAAGGGCGAACCAGGUGAGAGAGGUUCGGUAGACGGAGCAGGCCAGAAAGGAGAGCCGGGCCACCCAGGAAGCUCUGGUGAGCCUGGUAGUCCGGGACCAAGAGGACCUCCUGGGUCAACAGGACCGAAAGGUGAAAAGGGCAACGCAGGUGAAGGUUUCUCAGGACCACCAGGCCGCCAAGGAGAACCAGGUGACCGGGGUCCCAGAGGACCUCAGGGUGAACAGGGUGACAAGGGUGACAGAGGCCAGCCAGGGGAGACUGGUUUGUCAGGAUCCAGGGGAGAGAGAGGCCCUCCAGGACCAUUAGGACCGAAGGGAGAUCGAGGACUAAUCGGACCACCUGGUGUGCCAGGAUCAGUCGGGUUGCCAGGUCCUAGUGGUCCCAGAGGUGAAAAGGGAAACGAGGGGAGACAAGGAGAACCAGGGCGGUCUAUCACUGGCCCACCAGGAAGCAAAGGUGACCGGGGCGAGCGCGGACCACCAGGAAUCCCAGGAGAGAAGGGAGCAAAAGGCAGUCCAGCAGAGAAAGGCAACAAGGGUGAGACUGGAUAUGGUAUCCCAGGGCAACCAGGACCCAAAGGUGAUCCAGGUGAAAGGGGGAAUAUUGGGCUUUCUGGGAGACCAGGAGAAAAGGGAGAUCGAGGACAAAGUGGAGAGAAAGGGGAGCCUGGCAGAAUGGGAUUGCCUGGAUCAAGUGGACCCCGUGGGAAAGAGGGCGAAAAGGGGAACAAAGGCGAUGAAGGGACAUCGGGAGAGACUGGAUUACCAGGGCGGACUGGGGAGAGAGGACUUCGAGGUGUCCCUGGAACUGAUGGUGCCCCAGGAGUGAAAGGAGAUGCUGGUGAACCAGGACGGGCUGGAAGAGAUGGUAUCAGGGGUCCUGCAGGAUCAAAGGGAGAUCAAGGCGAUAAGGGAGAGAAAGGAACUCCAGGACCUCCCGGACCUCCUGGAAAACUGAUCAAUUUGGAAGACAGAAUACCAGGAGUUAAAGGAGAAAAGGGUGAUCCUGGCAAGCCUGGCGAAUCUGGGUUGAGAGGUCCCAGAGGGGAGACUGGCCUCCCUGGCCUAACAGGUGAUCGAGGUUUGGAAGGUCAAAGAGGUCCCCCAGGCCCACAGGGAGAUCAAGGUCCAAGAGGAUUCCCAGGGGAAAAGGGUGACCGAGGACCACCAGGGCUGGAAGGCAGAAGUGGGCAAGAUGGGAAGAGUGGACCACCCGGGCUCCCUGGAUUGAGGGGCGAGCAAGGGAAACAAGGGGAACCUGGCAGAGAUGGUUUGCCCGGCCUGAGGGGAGAACAGGGACCGCCAGGAGCAGCAGGCCCUCCUGGAUUGUCAGGAAGUCCGGGUAAACCAGGGAUUGAUGGAAAGCCAGGACCUCCUGGAAAGAGUGGAGAGAACGGGAUUCCAGGAGAGGAUGGAAAGAAGGGCGAGAAAGGCGAUCCAGGAAGCCCUGCAAGAGAUGGUCGAGACGGUGCUAAGGGUGAUCGUGGAGAUGCUGGGCUGCCAGGACUCAUUGGUCCACCUGGACUUCCAGGUGUGAUCGGACCUCCAGGACCACCUGGGCAGGUCUUAUUUUUCAAAGGGCUUGAACCAUCCUCCCCAAUAGCAGGACCACCGGGACCCUCAGGAACACCGGGAAUACCAGGUAUCCCAGGAACCUCAGGGCAACGUGGAGAGAAGGGAGACGCUGGUGCCAAAGGUCAGAAGGGUGAAAGUGGUUUGGAUGGGAAGCCAGGAGCACCAGGGACAGCUGCUCAUGUCGAAGAUGCUCUAUCAAACUUCGGGCUCAAGAUUUCAAUCCUGCAGGAUAUAGUGAAACAUCGUGAUGAUAUCCUACAUCCCAAAGAGGUGGGGAAGAAAGGACAGAAAGGUGACCCAGGUGAACAAGGCCAACAGGGGGCAAAGGGUAACAUUGGAAUGCCCGGCGAAAGAGGGUUUAAAGGGGACAAAGGAAGCCAAGGCCCCCCGGGGCCCCAGGGACCACCAGGCCUUGCAGUGUCAGAACGAGGUCCUGAAGGGCCUCCAGGUAAACCAGGUGAACCAGGAAAACCAGGUAUCCCGGGACUGCCAGGCCGGGCUGGAGAUAAAGGAGAACCUGCACAUCCUGGAGAGAGGGGGGAGAAAGGCGCGAAAGGUGACCAUGGUGACCCCGGGCGGGAUGGUCCACAAGGUCCAAGAGGUCUUCCGGGUCCUGUGGCCGAACUGCCAGGAAAAGGUAUUGGUGUGCCCGGGGAAAGAGGACUUCAAGGGCCACAGGGAAUAAAGGGAGAUAGAGGACAAUCCGGAUCAGUUGGACCAAAAGGAGAUAAGGGUGACGUAGGAGCAAAGGGAGACCGAGGUGAAAGAGGCGAAGCUGGUGAGAAAGGCAGGGAUGGUUUUCCGGGGGUCCCAGGGGAACCAGGACUGGAAGGAAAGCCAGGUCGACCAGGGUACAGAGGGCUAUCUGGCCUUCCCGGUAACGCAGGAGACCCUGGCCCACAAGGCCCCCAGGGACCACCAGGGCCGCAAGGACCCCCUGGCCCACCUGGAGUAAAGGGAAACCAAGGUGAUCAAGGCCUGAGCAUUCAAGGCCCAGCUGGUCCACCUGGUAACAUGGGACUUCCAGGAAAUCCAGGCACUCCUGGGGCUGCGGGGCCUCAGGGACCCCCUGGCUUACCAGGACAAGUGGGAGAACCUGGGAAACCAGGGGUGCCGGGGAGAGAUGGAACUCCAGGACAAGAUGGAGAUAAAGGAUUUCCUGGCGAAAGGGGAAGUCCAGGAAUUCCAGGUGCUGUUGGACCCAAGGGGGACACAGGACCCCCUGGAGAGUCAAUUACAGGGUUGCCUGGAGCCAAAGGAGAAAAGGGAGAAUCCGGAGUGGUAUUGCCUGGAGGCACGGGACAGAGAGGCCUGAAAGGAGACACAGGCAUGAAAGGAGACAAAGGCACUGCCGGUGCGAAAGGACAGAAGGGCUCACCGGGUGAACCAGGAGAACCAGGGCAGGAUGGUUUUAGAGGGCUGCCAGGAGUGAAAGGAGAUAAGGGUGUUACAGGAGUUGGAGAACCAGGCCCAGCUGGACAGCCUGGACCUCCAGGACUGAAGGGUGAUCCUGGUUUCCCUGGACCUCCAGGCCCACCGGGACAGCAAGGCCCUGUAGGUAUCUCAGGACAGCCGGGCCUAAGAGGUGAAGCGGGACUUCCGGGGCCUCAAGGACCGGCAGCAGAGAGGGGUGCUCCUGGGCUUCCAGGGAGAGAUGGAGCAACUGGGCCACCAGGACCACCUGGGCUUCCAGGAUUACAGGGAUUGCCAGGACCACCUGGAUUACAAGGUGUGAAGGGUGAAACAGGGUCAGGAAUGCCUGGACCGAGAGGAGAAAGGGGAGAUCCAGGGCCCCGGGGUGAAGAUGGAAGACCAGGUUUAACAGGAGAACGUGGACUACCCGGGCUUCCUGGCAUUCGAGGAGAAACUGGAUUCAAAGGCGAUUCUGGACCAGUCGGGCAGAAAGGAGAGAAGGGGGAAGCACUGACUGUUCUUGGAACUCCUGGACUCAAGGGAAUCAAAGGAGAGCCCGGGGAGCGUGGCCAGAAGGGAAAUGAAGGACCCAAAGGUGUUAAAGGAGAAGAAGGACCAAGGGGCGACAAGGGACCCAAAGGGGAACAAGGAGACAAGGGUUCGAUGGGCUUCCCAGGAGCCAGAGGUGCUGGUGGACAGAAGGGCGAGGCAGGUGAACCAGGACAACCUGGGAAGCCGGGAAUACCAGGAAAGGAUGGCAGUGAUGGAGUGAAAGGAAUCCGUGGCGACAGGGGAGAAGUAGGACCUCGAGGUUUCAAAGGUGAGAGAGGGGUGAAAGGUGCGUGUGGCCUUGAUGGAGAGAAGGGAAACAAGGGUGACCCUGGUAUUCCUGGCAGGCUCGGAUUCCCUGGCAGAAAGGGGGAACAGGGUGACCCUGGUGCUCCUGGACCCCCAGGUCUCUCUGGGAAAGAAGGUCUCAUUGGACCCAAGGGCGACCGAGGAUUCGACGGUCUCCAGGGAGAGAAAGGAGAACGGGGAGAGAAAGGAGAACGGGGCUUCCCUGGCGUUGUAGGUCCUUCGGGCCUGAGAGGAGCUGAUGGAAUAUCUGGUCCCCCUGGACCUAUAGGCUCACCAGGUCCCAGAGGACCAGAAGGAAUUCAGGGUCAAAAGGGGGAACGAGGCCCUCCUGGUGUGAGCAUUCCAGGUCCCAGAGGAAUUCCAGGAGUCCCUGGAGAGAGAGGAGAUCCUGGUGAAAUGGGUCGUGACGGUCAAAAAGGAGAACAGGGAAAACCAGGAAUGACGGAGGACCAAAUCCGCACGUACGUGCGCCAGGAGAUGAGCGAACACUGGGCCUGCGGAGGUGAGUUACGGCAACCAUUUCUCUUCCUCUUCGGCCCUUCUGGUGCGAUCAGGGAAGGAGCUGAGAGUGGUGGUAAACGGGAAUGAGCCUGACUAUGAACAUUUCUAUACAGUGGAAAGCUACAAUGAACCAACAGAAGAUUACGGAGUGGAACAGGUCCAAAGCUCAGAAAAAACGCGCGAUAAAGUAGACCCUACAACUGCGCCACAACAGGAAAGGUAUAGAAGAGACGCCGCCGAACAAGACCCCUGCCUGUUGGCCCUGGAUGAAGGAACAUGUUCCAGAUACACACUGCGUUGGUAUUACCACAGGAAGACAGACAAAUGUCGACCUUUCAUUUACAGUGGCUGCAUGGGCAAUGCAAACCGGUUCCACACGCAGGAGGACUGUGAACAGAGAUGCAAGAACAACAAAGAGCCAAGCAAGCAAAGAAGAAGCUGAAUAAAACAGCAGGAAGAGUCAGAAAGGUGUAAAUUUUUAAUCAUGGCGACUGAGCAAACAGCAAACGAGGCAAAGUGGGGCAACGUAUCAGAGUGUAUCCUGUUUGUAAUUAGUGAACUUGACAUGAUAAUAUGCAAUUGUUUAAAACAAAAGGUGCUAUUUUUUUUGAUGUUCUCAGAGUUUCUGAAUUAAGAUGGAAUCUUUAUGGAUAGUUAUUGGACAAACACCUCAGAAAACUGUGUGGAUGGGAAUGCGUCACUUCCCGAAUUCUGUUGUGCAAAACCAGCAGGACAGUUAUCACCAGGGUGAUAGAUUGCAGUCAGAUUCACUGUGGAAGUCUUCAUUCGUGACUUUGUUGAAGAGGCAAGGCUUUGAAAUGCUGGCCAUUUUUCCAAAAAUGGCGAUUGCAAACAUAUCUCGGCCAGCUGGAUUCAACAAUGACUUUUCACCUCUGCCAACCUGACUCCUGUCCCUUUAGUACAUAGAUAGCCUGUGGGAUUCUGGGAUCAUAUGAACCCCCUCUCCCCCACUUCUCCUCUGGUAAGGUGCUCAGCACAUUAACACCACCUCAGGCAGAGAGAAGACAUUGUAGAAAUUGGGAACAUGGGAGUGUCUCUGUCCAGGUUAAAGCACUUUGGGCCAAAGAUUUUGUCUGUGUGUACCUGUGCUGUGCCCACACACAAACAAACAAAUCAGGGACAGAAGUGAUAGUAAGAACUGUUAAUGCUGGAGUCUGAGAUAACACAGUGUGGAGCUGGAGGAAGUGAGCCGUUCAGAUCAUUAACUUGCUCUGCCAUUCCAUGCUAUCUUGGAUAAUUGCAAUUGUGAUUGUGCCCUAAUUCCAUAUUCCAACCUGUCCCCACAAAACAUAACUCCCUUGUUCGCCAAGGAUCCGUCUACCUUUAUCUUAAAUAUCUUCAGUGUUUCUGUCUCCACUGUCCCCUGUCAAGGACAGUUCCAAAGAGGCACAAUGCUCUAAUGGAGAAAAGGAAAUCUCCUCAACUUGACCUUAAGUGGGCAACCCCUUAUCCUUAAAGUGUGUCCCCUCCGUUCUAGUCUCUCCCAACAACAGAAACACUCAUUCAGCACCUACUAUGUCCAGUCCCCUCAGGUUCUCAAGUGUUUCAACAUAUUCACCUCUCAUUUUUCUCAACUCCCAAGCCUAACCUGUCCCAAAUCUCCUUCAUAAGCUUACCAUCCCAGGCCCACAACACCCGCCCCUCUCUCACUCCCACAAACACCACACCAUCGCAGGAAUUGGGAUUGGACAGUUCAGUUGACUGGAUGGCUGGUUUGCAAAACAGAGUGAUGCUAACGGUGUGGAUUCAAUUCCCACGCCAACCGAGGUCACCAUGAAGGACCCUCUCCCCUUGCCUGAGAUGUGGUGACCCUCAGGUUAAACUGCCACAGUUGUCUCUCUCUAAUGAGAGAGUAGUCCUAUGGUCCAGUAGGACUACAGUGACCUUUACCCAGGAAUGAGUGGAGUGAACUUUCUCUGAACUUCUGUGCACUUAGAUCCUACCUUAAAUAAAGCCAAAACUGUACCCAGUGUGCAGUCUUGCAAGCGCCCUGCAGCAAAACAUUCCUGCUUUUCCUAUCCAUUCCCCUUGCAGUAAGGCCUCACCAGAGACCUGCUAUUUGGAAGUAUUCCAUCACCCCGUGCUGAAUAUUGAAUGGCGUUAAACAAUACACCUCCAUCCAAUAACCCUUUAAUACUGCCCUUGGGACCUUGCAUAUAGCCUUUGGCUCCACUACCACCAAGGGACAUUCUUUAUCUGUGACGGCUUGUGUGCAUUUAUCCAAAAUAGGAAUCUAAUUUCAAUGGCUAACAUAAAAGUAUAACACAGAUCCAUGUUUAGAUUGUGUGGGUUAGCUCUGGAACAACAGAUGAAUUAUCUGACUUCCCGUUCUUCCAAUACAUUUCAAAGUUUCCAUAAGGAAGGAAUACAUGCUGCUGUCCCAAGUUUUGCUUGCUGCUUAAUUAGAGUUGAUUUUAACCAAUGUCCAAUGGUGAUUUAUUUACUAAUCAAAGAAUGCUCUAUUUGUGCAUUGGAAUAUGCUCAGAUUCCUCCAAUACAUUCAGUCAGUAGUACAUCCCAAAUGUGAGAGAUUUUCUGAUUUGUUUGUGGGAUGUGGAUGUCACAGUCUGGGCCAGUUUUCAUUGCCCAUCCCUAAUUACCCUUGAGAAGGUGACGGUGAGGUGCCUUCUUGAACCACUGCAGUCCAUUAGUUGUAGGUACGCCAACAAAAGGGAGUCACAUCAUGUUGAACCAGUGACACUGAAGGAAUGGCGAAAUGUAUUUGCCAUCAUGCCUGGAAGAGACCCUAUUUCACAAAACCCAUCCCUGAAUGAAUACCUUAAUGACGCAGUGGGGUGAGGUUCACUUGGAGGGGGCAGUGACCAUCCGGCACUUUUUCCCAGGAGAAGGAGUGGUGUGUGGGAGCUUCAUUCCUGCAGAGCUCACCCCCUUUUGAUUGCAAGGUCUGUCCUCCACUCAAUCCCACUCUCUCCUUCUUCCACGGAUCCCUCCACUCAAUCUCCAGAGUGAACCGUGAAGUUCAGUCGGAGCCCAAAGGACUUUUUUGGUGCGCUGAUAAUGUCCCUACAUGUGGACUAGGAGGCCCAGGCAAGCUCCACCUUCACCAGAAGUGUGCAAUAGCAUCCCUGAAUUGUCUGAUUGACAAAAGCCUCGUGGAGUGUCAUUCGAAGUCCAUCAUGGAUGCCCGAGGAACAGGAUGCAAGCACAAGAAGCGCAGGGGACAGUGUGCAGAGGGAUAUCUGGCUGGACAAGAAUCAGAUUUUGAAAGGCUCCUCCCCCUUCAAACAGCCUGACGGUCUAUGUUGCCCAGAGUCAACACUCGAAUGUUUGGGUGGCUUAUGGGGAACUGUGCCCACAGCAAAAAGUUGAAGCUUUUAAUCAGCAAACGUGAAGCAGGAGUCCGAUCCAGCUGUGUACUCUUUUGUAUUCAAUGACGACAAUAACAUAUUUUAAGUAGCACUUGUAACCUGCCAAAGCAUUUACAGGAGCAUUACCAAACAAAAUUCGACACCAAGCCCCAUGUCGAGGUAUUGGGACAUUGAGGUCAAAGUGGUAGAUUUUUAGGCAACUUUGAUAAGGAGAAAGAAGGCCAAGAGGUAUAGAAGGGGUAUUCCAGAGUUUACAACCAUAUUUGGCCAAGUAACCACAGCCAGUAGUAAUGCUUCCAUGCAUUACAAUUUUCCAGCAUCGUCACACAGGGGACUUGCAAGUGUGAAUGAGAGAAAAUGUAACAUUGGAAUGAAUAUUUCCAGUUGACUAGUACGGCUAAGAGAGACUGAGUGGUCACCUCCUGCUCCACGAUUCCUAUACAUUCAGUCAAAACUAUCAGCUCUGCUGCUUUGGAAUAAACGCUGUUAGGGUGGGAGAUCAACAGUUGCAGAUAAUACACAUUCCUGCUACAGCGGUAGCCAACUUCAACCAUGUUACUGCUGCUUUCUGUAAUCAGUCAGAGUAAGGAUUUCACCUUAAUAGGCAUGCAAGCACCGGGAGAGGGACGCAGAUUCUGUUUGGGGCAGGGUUUGGAAUGUAUGUUCGUAGUUAACAAAGUGUGGAGCUGGAUGAACACAG